CCAAAAACAAAAUUAAACAAAGAAGUUCAAUGUGUGAUCUCCAUCUGUCUAAACACGUUAUUGACUUAAAAAUAAGUCACUAAAAAUUUAUAUUCAGAAAUUCGGAAAGCCAUAAUAUAAUGAAUCGCAAUAUGAACAAGCUUAUAUAAACAUUUCGCAAUAUGAACACUUAUAUAAACAUUCCGCAAUAUAAACGAGCAGUUAUAUACUCACUCUAUUCUUAAAAGAUUCAUAUUCUAAAGAAAACUUUUGUUUCAACAAAAUAUAUAUUUUAUAUUUUUAAUGUAGUUUUUGUCAAUUAAUAAUGAGAAAUUGUGAAGUUCAGAAAUAUGAAUUGCAUUUUUUAAAAUUUUAUUGGUUUAAAAAUAUAAAAAAUAUAAAAUUACAAAAAACUAUGCAUGAGUUUUAAUAUGUUUUAUUAAAAAAUGUGAAAAUUCUAAAACAUUUAUCUUAUAGAAACGGAUGGAGUAAACAUUUUUGUGUAUGAACAAGCAACUAUAUAAACAUUUCACAUUUCUAUAAAGAAUCGGUAAUAGUGAUACUACGUGAGGUUUUCACUUUUCAUUUUUCAUGGUGUAAAACAAAGAUGAUUUUCAAUAUGUAUUAUGUUCGUUUUUGAAGAGAACAUGAGAUUAAAAUGAUUUGUGAUUCCGCGUUUUGGGUUAUGGAAAUCUUCAAUAAACAUGGUUGGAUUAUUGACAGCCGGAAUCGAAUGUUUUCUUUGUUUAUUAAUUUAUUUGAUUUGGUAAACGAUAUUUGUUUGUUAAUUUAUGAUAAAAGAAACGGUCGAAUUCCGAACGAAGUAGUCAUGGAGCAAAGUCAACUUUUGUUUCAUCAUUUUGCUGAGGGUUCGUUGUUAUAGAUCGAAAAAGGUGGUUCUUGUGGUUUAGUAAACAUUAGUCAGAGCCUAAAUCAAAUAAAAUCUCUACUUCUUGUUGCUUUCUUGUGAAGUAAGUCAUCUUUUUGUAUUUUUCGAUCAAAUGUCGCUCUUCCGAGAAUAUUUCUACAGAAAAGCUCCGGAUCGGCUCGUCGAGAUAUCCGAGCGUGUAUAUGGUAUUACGACUCUCUGUUUGUAAUCGUAUUAUAACUCUCUAUUUCAGUAUAAAUGAUUUUUUUCAUUUCUUUGCAGCUUUUGACUGUUGUUUCUCCAACGAUGUUAUGGGAGAGGAUGAGUACAAACUGUACCUGGGUGGCAUCGUAGCACAGCUGCAUUAUCUUUACCCGGAUGCCUCAUUCAAGGUGUGUAACUUCAGAGCAGGAGACCAACAGAGUCAAAUAUCAACACUACUGUCUCAAUACGGCAUGUCGGUAAUGGACUAUCCUAACCAACACGAGAGUGUUCCGCUUUUACCUCUCCAAGUGAUCAGUCAAUUCCUAAUAACAAGCAAAAGCUGGUUAAGUCAACAAAAUAUUCUGUUGAUGCAUUGCGAAAGAGGUUGUUUGCCUCUUCUUGAUUUUAUGUUAUCAGCAGUAUUAUUGUACAUCAAAAGGUAUCAUGGCGAUCAGAAGACUUUGGAGUUGGCAUAUAACCAGGCUCCUAAGGAGCUUCUUUGUCUUUCGUCUGCUCUAAACCCACAGCCUUCUCAGUUAAGAUAUCUUCGGUACAUCUCCACAAGAGAUUUAGGCUCUGACUGGCCUCCUCCAGAGGCACCUCUUGUUUUGGAUUGCUUGAUUCUCAGAGGUCUCCCACAUUUUGAAGGGGUAAAAGAUUGGAGACCAAGUUUAAGGAUUUUAGGUCAGGACCAUAAAGCCCCAACAAACAGGAGCUCCAUACUUCUCUUUUCCACACCAAAGACAAAUACCUUCUACCAACAAGAAGAGUGUAUCCAGGUGAAGUUAGAUAUCCAGUGCCAUGUUCAAGGGGAUAUUGUUCUGGAAUUAAUAAACUUGAAUGAUGACUUGGUGCGUGAGGAGAUGGUCUUUAGAAUCAUGUUCAACACAGCAUUUGUACGUGGUAAUGUUCUAAAGGUCCAAAGCGAUGAGAUGGAUAUACUUUGGGAGGCCAAGGACCAGUUCCCAGGGGAAUUUAAGGCAGAGGUACUCUUCUCUGACGCUGACCCCAUGGUGCCUGUUACUGAAAGAGCACCACCACCUCCUCCGAUGCGUAGAGGAGCCCCACCACCUCCAUUUGGGUCUGGUGGACCUCCUCCACCACCACCACCACUUCCAUUUAGGUCUCGUGAACCUCCACCACCACCACCUCCUCUGAUGCGUAGAGGAGCCCCACCACCACCUCCAUUUAGGUCUGGUGGACCUCCGCCUCCACCACCACCUCCUCCGAUGCUUAGAAGAGCCCCACCACCACCUCCAUUUAGGUCUGCUGGACCUCCACCUCCACCACCACCUCCUCCGAUGCUUAGAAGAGCCCCACCACCACCUCCAUUUAGGUCUGCUGGACCUCCACCUCCACCACCACCUCCUCCGAUGCUUAGAAGAGCCCCACCACCACCACCGCCACCACCUCCUCCGAUGCGUAGAGGAGCCCCACCAUCACCACCACCUCCACCACCACCACCUCCAUUUAGGUCUCGUGGACCUCCGCCUUUUCAUUGGGUUAUACCAAGGAGGGUCUUUCUUGUAAGCUCAUGGGAGGAGAUACCACAGAGACAUGAGGAAGGACAAACUGCACCAGAGUUUGAUGUAUCAGAAAUAGAGACUCUUCUCUCUGCUAGAGUGCCAAAACCGGCUGAUAAAGCCCCACCGCCACCACCACCACCACCUCCCCGAAUGCAUAGACGAAGAGGAUGUGGUCUUCCACGUCCAGGUUUGAGGUCUUCAACUCAGAAGAAGUCUUCUCUUAAGCCUUUUCAUUGGGUUAAGAUAACAAGGGCCGCGCGGGGAAGCUUAUGGGACGAGUUUCAGAGACAUGGGGAAGGACAAACGUAUUAUACUAACUCCAUCCUUGUAUUAUAUACCUUUAUGUUUAUAUUACAAAAAAAAAAAAAAAAACUAUUGAGAGUUAUUGGGAUUGGUUUGCAACUAAUUAAUGAUCUUAUUUCUGAUAGUGCACCAGAAUUUGAUAUAUCAGAAUUAGAGACCCUUUUCUCUGCUAAAGUGCAAAAACCGACUGAUAAAUCUGGAAACCAACCGGUUUGGGCAAUACCUGAAACAAUUCAACUGAUUAACCUUAAGAAAGCCCAUAACGUGGAAAUUAUUCUUUGGAGAUUAAAGAUUCCGCUGCGUGAUAUUAUCGCUGCAGUUCUGGCUAUGGAUGAAUCUAUAGUAGAUAUUGAUCAAAUAGUUAAUCUUACAAAGUUUUGCCCAACCAAGGACGAAAUGGAACUUCUUAUGAACUACAGUGGUGACAAGGCUACCUUGGGAAAUUGUGAGCAGUACUUCCUAGAGCUCAUGAAGGUGCCAAGAGUAGAAUCCAAGCUGAGAGUAUUUUCCCUCAAGGUUCAUUUUGGCACUCAGAUAUCAGAACUCAAACAACGUUUAGAUUUGUUAAACUCUGCGUGUGAUGAGGUAUACAAUAAGUUACUUCUAGUUUUUGGUGCAGUCCAUAUCUUUCUUAGACAUAUUCUCCUCUUGCUUGUUGAUCAGGUCCGUUCUUCACAAAAGCUAAAGGAAAUUAUGAAAAGGAUUGAUUACCUAGGGAAAAAAAACCAAGGACCUGCGAGGGGUAAGACCCUUGCCCUGCGUUCUCCAGGCGUUGCAGUGGGAUUCAAGUUAAAAAAUCUAUUAAAUGUAGGCCACACACGUGGUGCUAGCAGCAUGCAACAUCUCUGCAAGGACCUUGCUUCCAGGGAAUCAGAUCUAAUGGACUUCCAUAAGGAUCUUGAAAGUCUUGAAUCAGCUUCAAAGAUACAACUGAAGUCCCUGGAUGAGGAUAUGCAAGCUAUAAUCAAAGGAUUAAACAUACUGAACCAGGAGCUCACUGCAUCCGAAAGUGAUGGUCCUGUUUCUGAAGUAUUCCAUAAAUUACUGAAGGAACUCGUUUCAAUUGCUGAUACUGAAGUGGCAUCUGUAUCAAGUCUUUACUCCGUUGUGGGAGAGAAUGUUGAUGCACUUGUGUACUACGUUGGCGAGAAUCCCAUACAUUGUCCAUUUGAACAAGUUACUGCAAACCUCGUGAAUUUUGUAAGGUUGUUUAAGAAAGCACACGAAGAGAAUGUCAAGCAAGCAGACUUGGAGAAGAAAGAAGCUGCUAAGGAUAAGAAAGUGAAGAAGGGAAAAGGACUCAGUCUCACAAGAAAAGUGAUUGACCCUGAUAGAGCGGAUAAUUUGGAAAUUAUGCUUUGGAGAGUAAAGAUGCCACUGCCUGAUAUGAUGGCUGCAGUUCAGGCAAUGGAUGAUACUGUACUAGAUAUUGAUCAGAUAGAGAAACUUAUAAUGUUUUGUCCAACCAAGGAAGAGAUGGAACUUCUUAAUGAUUUACUGCAGAACUACACUGGUGACAAGGAAAGGUUGGGAAAGUGUGAGCAGUACUUCCUGGAGCUAAUGAAGGUUCCCCGAGUUGAAUCGAAGCUGAGAGUAUUUUCCUUCAAGAUUCAAUUCCACACUCAGGUAGAAGAAUUAAGGAAAAGUUUAAAUGUGGUAAAGUCUGCAUGUGAGGAGAUCCGUUCUUCACAAAAGCUGAAAGGAAUUAUGAAAAGGAUUCUUUACCUGGGGAACACAUUGAACCAAGGAACUGUGAGGGGUAAGCAUUAUGAUAUUAUUAACAUCUUUUUGCUCAAAACAUUACUUAGCUAUGUUCAACGUGAGCUUGAUUUCAAGAGUGGGGCUGAUAAGACCCUUGAUCUGCUUUCCGCAGGCGCUGCAGUGGGAUUCAAGUUGGAAAGUUUAUUAACAUUAAGCGAUACACGUGCUGCUAACAGCAAGAUGACUCUCAUGCAUUAUCUUUGCAAGGUCUUUGCUUAUAAGGCGUCACAUCUACUGGACUUCCAUAAGGAUUUUGAAAAUCUUGAAUCAGCUUCAAAAAUGCAAUUGAAGUCGCUGGCUGAGGACAUGCAAGCCAUUAGCAAAGGAUUGGAAAUGCUGGACCAGGAGCUCACUGCAUCCGAACGUGAUGGUCCUGUUUCUGAAGUUUCCUAUAAAAGGUUGAAGGACUUCAUGCGUAUUGCUGAGACUGAAGUGGAAGCUAUCAGGCGUCUUUACACUGAGACGGGCAGGAAUGCUGAUGCGCUUGCGCACUAUUUUGGCGAGGAUCCCAGCCGCUAUCCAUUUGAACAAGUUACUGGGACUCUUACGAAAUUUAUAAGGUUGUGGAAGAAAGCACACGAAGAGAAUGUCGAGCAAGCAGAGCUGGAGAAGAUGGAAGCCGCUAAGGAAGCGAGAAUGAAGAUGGCGAAAGGACAAUUCGGUUUCACACUAAAAAACCAGCUAGCUGACCCAUGAACUUACAUAUAAGUAAUUUGGUGUGAGAACUCGGAUAUUUUGUGUCAAUCUAAACAGAGUGGUGUAAAGAGGAAGCAAGAUGCAUAUCUUGCCUCAAUAUUUUACGAACUGUACAACAAUUAUUACGCUGAAUCACAAAUAUAAUAUGUUUGCUUUAGAAAAAAAACAUGUGAUUAAGUGAUUUAAGAUUCCGCGUUUUGGGUGAUUGAAGCAUCAACCUUUCAAGAUACAUGGUGGGAUUCUUGACAGCCAGAAUCGCGUUUUUUUCCUUUGUUUAUUAUUUUUUUGGUAAACGAUAUUUGUUUGUUAAAUAUGAUAA
Molecule: messenger RNA, 5656 nt
Organism: Brassica rapa (field mustard)
Lineage: Eukaryota; Viridiplantae; Streptophyta; Magnoliopsida; Brassicales; Brassicaceae
Product: formin-like protein 20
Source: RefSeq, a predicted model, not a curated record